AUGCGAUCAUUGCUUCUUCUAGUUACUGUUGUGGUUGCCACGGUCAGUUCGGUCGCCGUCGAUCCACGGACGAUCGAUUGGACACUGGUGAGGACGCUCCAGCAAACCGAUGCUGUCCGCGCAAAGCAAGGACUACUUCCGCUCACUGAUGAGGAUGUUCGGUCCUCUCGCGUUGCCGAUGGCCAGAUGGCAUCUGCGACGCAGUUCCCGUGGGCGGCUGGUGUUCUGAUAUCCGGCUCAUCAUCUCACAGUUUCUGCAGUGGGGUGUUGAUCUCACGACGACAUGUGCUCACGGCCGCGGUGUGCAUUUCUGGAUCGAACACCCUCACCGUCCUUCUGGGAGCAUCUGACAUGACACGUGUGGAGGAAUUCAUCGGGGUCACGAACAUUCUGUCCCAUCCGAACUACAGCUCUUUCUUCAAUCGGGACGAUAUCGCCAUCCUGACCCUCGCUCAUGAGGCACCGGUCCGGGACACCAUUCGCCCAGUUGAUCUGCCGCGAUGGAGUGACGUUGGAAACUCGUUCAACGACUGGGCUGCAACUACCGCCGGCUGGGGCAACUUGGGUCGUCGCGAAAAUGAGCCCAUUCCAAUUCAAAAUCUACACUUUGCCAUCGACUCGGUGUCGACCAAUUUUAGAUGCGGUCUGUCGCAUACUUUCAUUCGCGAUACGCAUAUCUGCACCUUCACGGACAAUGGAGGCGCGUGUAAUGGUGACGAAGGUGGUCCAGUUACUGUGACCGAGAGUGGUCGUACAUUCCUCGUUGGCAUCCAUUCGUUCCACUUUUCCGGUCUAUUUGGGUGCGAUCGUGGACGUCCUUCGGUCCACACCCGAAUCACCGAGUACCUAGGAUGGAUUCAGCAGAAUUCCGAUGCUAUUGUUAAUUGA
Molecule: messenger RNA, 888 nt
Organism: Anopheles cruzii
Lineage: Eukaryota; Metazoa; Arthropoda; Insecta; Diptera; Culicidae
Product: serine protease 1-like
Exons: 3
Coding region: 1-888 (295 amino acids)
Biological process (GO): proteolysis
Molecular function (GO): serine-type endopeptidase activity
Source: RefSeq, a predicted model, not a curated record